AUGGUGACAACCCCAGACCUCUGGGAAAGCCAGCCCCCAGAGAAGGGAGAGAGCCUGAUUCUGAGUGGCCAAGCCUCCACGGAAGCUGGGUGCACGGAGGAGGGCCCAGACCCCAGGAUCUUCAGAGCAGAGCUGGGAGACUCACGGCAGAGGCCUGACACCCAACAGCCACCCAGGCGCUGGUGUUCCAGGAGGUGUGGCUGGGAGGCGCUGGGAGCACUGGGGGUGCAGGCUGGUGUGAGUGUUGGCUCAUGGCUUCUAGGGCUGUAUCUGUGGCCAGCUGCCUCUCAACCCAUUCCUGGGACCUUGCAGGAUGAGGAGAUGACUUUGAGCUGCUCAGAGGCCCACAGGGAGGAAGCCCUGCUCCCCUCACUUCCCAGAACAGUAUCUUUCAGAAUAAACACUGAGGACUUCUUGCUGGAAGUGCAAGUGAAGGCCCGGCCAGGCUGGCUCCUGGUCUGCUGUGAGGGCCGGAGCUCUGCGGGGGUGCGGGUCUGCCGGAGACUUUGGCAUCUCAGACUCACUCACCACAAAGGAGUGAACCUGUCCGACGUCAAGCACAACAGCUCCCAGGAGUUUGCUCAGCUUUCUCCUAGACUGGGAGGCCUCCUGGGGGAGUGGUGGCAGCCCAGAGACAGCUGCACUUCUGGCCAAAUCGUUUCCCUCAAGUGCUCUGGUGAGUCACAUCUUGGAUUUAGGAAGGUAGUGGUGGGAGGAAGGAGUCUCUCCCACCCCACCCCACCCUACACAGUGGGCGCUGUGUGCCUGCCUGCGGAGGAGCAGGAUUUUCCGAGGGGCUCGCAGUGCUGGGUGUCUGGCUGGGGCCACACCGACCCCAGCCACACCCACAGCUUGGACACACUGCAGGACACGGCCCUGGUCUGAGCAGCCUCUCUAGGAGGGCUGAGACAAGACAGGAUCCGUGCUGGAAGCAGGAGGGGCCAGAAUGGGGGGGUCUGCUUUCUGGGAAGGUCUGGUGCCCCUCCUCCUGAAAGGACUAACUGCCCAUUUCUCUGGUCUUUGUGCCUGGACCCUCAGGGGAACAGUGGGGGCCCCCUGGUUUGCCCAGAUGGGGGCGCAUGGCGCUUUGUGGGGGUGGUCAGCUGGGGCCGAGGCUGCGCAGAGCCCAAGCACCCCAGUGUCUACGCCAAAGUUGCUGAGUUUUUGGACUGGAUCCAUGACACGGCAUGGGAUUGUGAAUAUAAGAUGAAAGCCAAUGGGAAGAAGGACUUUGUCACUGCCAAGGAUGCCUCUGGUGGUAGAACAAUCAGCGUUAAUCUGCCCACUCUGCUGCCCAUGGACUCUGGGGAACAAGAGCCAGCUACCAGGGAGGUCUCUCCAGACAUGGCCACCUUCAAGGUCAACCACAAUAUGGUUUUAGUUCAUUGCCUUAGUAGAUUUUUGGAUGGAGGACAAGAUUAUAUGGUGGCUGCACCCCAAGCUAGUCCUGGAUACAACCUUUAUGACCAUAAAUCAUCUAUCACCCAGUCCUUCAAUUCUCCUACACACCAGCCUGACUUCAUCACCUGCAUCUCAUUCAAGGUGGCCAUCAUGGAGGAUACGGCAUCUUAA
This is a messenger RNA of Artibeus jamaicensis (Jamaican fruit-eating bat), 1572 nucleotides long. It is a transcript of the gene TMPRSS5, whose product is annotated as transmembrane serine protease 5. Gene Ontology annotation, cellular component: plasma membrane. Gene Ontology annotation, biological process: proteolysis. NCBI's taxonomy places the organism in Eukaryota, Metazoa, Chordata, Mammalia, Chiroptera, Phyllostomidae. Gene Ontology annotation, molecular function: serine-type endopeptidase activity. The record is from RefSeq and is a predicted model, not a curated record.